AUGGCACCCAUCGCGUUAGCCCCUGCACCUACUCCAAGUCAUGAACUUGCCAGCACUUUCCAAGACCAAUAUUCUCUACAAACACUUCCGAAAACCUCCAAAAAGGUCGCCAGCUACCAGGGCUAUGACCAUGUGCACUGGUGGGUUGGAAAUGCGAAGCAGGCGGCUGCCUAUUACAUCUCCCAGAUGGGGUUCGAAAAGAUCGCCUACCGUGGACUUGAGACCGGCUCCAGAGUGCUCGCUUCACAUGUGGUGCGCAAUGGAGACGUAACAUUCGUCCUCACGUCGCCUUUACAGAGUCCAGAGGCCACAAAUGCCUCGCUGUCUGAGGAUGAACGACAGACGCUCAAGGAGAUGCAGGAUCAUAUGAGAGCACACGGCGAUGCGGUACGCGAUGUGGCUUUCGAGGUAGACGAUGUGGCCGCGGUGUAUAAUGCCGCCAUUUCGAAGGGAGCACAUUCGGUACAACCACUUAAAACCAUCCGUGAUGAGAACGGGUCGGUGACAUACGCCCAAAUCCGGACCUAUGGAGACACCAUCCACACCUUGGUUGAGCGCCACCAGUACCAUGGCGCAUUCCUCCCCGGCUACCGAGCGGUCAGUGAGGUUUCCAGGGCAUCCAAAUACUUACCAGAGGUGAAUUUGAUGCAUGUCGACCACUGCGUAGGCAACCAAGAUUGGGAUGAAAUGGAGGCUGCUUGUGAAUACUACGAGAAAACUCUCGGCUUCCACCGAUUCUGGUCCGUCGAUGACAAAGACAUUUGUACCGAAUACUCGGCUUUGAAGUCAAUAGUCAUGGCCAGCCCUGACGAAAAAAUCAAGAUGCCGAUCAACGAGCCAGCCAAAGGCAAAAAGAAAUCUCAGAUCGAAGAGUACGUCGACUUUUAUAAUGGUGCUGGGGUCCAACAUAUCGCCCUCAGGACGGACGACAUCAUCUCGACGGUGACCAACAUGAGAGAGCGAGGUAUCGAGUUCAUCAGCGUGCCAGACACCUACUAUGAAGCCAUGUCCAAACGGCUGAGCUCUGCAGGUAUGAAGUUGAAUGAGGAUUUUGCCACGCUCAAAGAGCUCGGGAUCCUGAUCGAUUUUGACGAAGGCGGUUAUCUUUUGCAGCUCUUCACGAAGCACUUGAUGGACAGGCCAACAGUCUUUGUCGAGAUCAUCCAGCGGAACAACUUUUCUGGCUUUGGAGCAGGAAACUUCAAGGCUUUGUUUGAAGCGAUCGAAAGGGAACAGAUGGCACGUGGCAAUCUCUGA
Molecule: messenger RNA, 1257 nt
Organism: Exophiala spinifera
Lineage: Eukaryota; Fungi; Ascomycota; Eurotiomycetes; Chaetothyriales; Herpotrichiellaceae
Product: 4-hydroxyphenylpyruvate dioxygenase
Exons: 1
Coding region: 1-1257 (418 amino acids)
Biological process (GO): L-tyrosine catabolic process
Molecular function (GO): 4-hydroxyphenylpyruvate dioxygenase activity
Source: RefSeq, a predicted model, not a curated record